Molecule: messenger RNA, 862 nt
Organism: Vicia villosa (hairy vetch)
Lineage: Eukaryota; Viridiplantae; Streptophyta; Magnoliopsida; Fabales; Fabaceae
Product: early nodulin-like protein 17
Exons: 2
Coding region: 76-612 (178 amino acids)
Cellular component (GO): plasma membrane
Molecular function (GO): electron transfer activity
Source: RefSeq, a predicted model, not a curated record
AAAAGAACAGAACAUCAUAGACAGAACAAAACAGAACAAAGUGUUCCAGAGUUUGAACAAUCUUCAGAAACAUCAAUGGAGGGCAUCAAAAGAAGACUCUUUACUUCAUCAAUUUCACCAACAAUGGUGUUUCUCUCUCUAGCUUUUGCUAUUCUUCUCAUGCUACCAAUGGCAUCAGCUUCAAGGAUUUUGGUCGGUGGAAGCAAGGGUUGGAACACAAAUUUCAACUACACUACUUGGGCUAAGGACAAGCAUUUCUACAAUGGUGAUUGGCUUUUUUUUGUGUAUGAUAGGAACCAAAUGAAUGUACUAGAAGUAAACAAAACAGACUAUGAAACAUGCAACUCAGAUCAUCCACUUCACAACUGGACAACUGGAGCUGGAAGAGAUGUUGUUCCAUUGAAUGUGACAAGACAUUACUAUUUCAUAAGUGGCAAAGGUUUUUGUUUUGGUGGAAUGAAGAUAGCUGUUCAUGUUGAAAAACUACCUCCACCACCAAAGGCUUCACCUAUAAAAUCUUUUGCACCAACUCUUAAAGGCCAUAGUAUCCUUCUCAUGCCUAUUGUUUUUGCCAUUGGAGCAGCUUGGGAUUCAUUCAUUUAUUUAUGGUAACUUUUAGAUGAUUCCUUGGACAAAUACCAAAGGGUGUUACUUGUUGAUGAUUAUGUUGUGUUGAACUUUUUUUUAAGGUUUUAAAAGGGUCAUUGUUGGUUGGAUUAGUUGUUGUUGACCUCAAAUGAGGUUGAAGUGUUUGGUGUGAAUGUAGUUAGUGUGUUUGUGGUUGUUGUGUUAUGAGGAGAAAUAUGUGACAAACUUGUUUGAUUUAAUUUAUUGGAGAAAUCAAAUGCGGAAAUUGUGGAAA